Molecule: messenger RNA, 2611 nt
Organism: Mobula hypostoma (lesser devil ray)
Lineage: Eukaryota; Metazoa; Chordata; Chondrichthyes; Myliobatiformes; Myliobatidae
Gene: selenoo1
Product: selenoprotein O1
Exons: 9
Source: RefSeq, a predicted model, not a curated record
CUUAGUGUCGCUGUGGUGGGAGGUGAGCGACGGGCGCCCCUCCGCUUAGUGUCGCUGUGGCGGGAGGUGCGCUGCUUCUGCCGAUGGCAGCGGUGUCAGUGCGCGGUAUCGCCCGCUCUGCCUGCUGUUGGUCCCGCGGUGCCGGUAACAGCGCUCCGGCGAUGGCCACGGCGGCCACCGGCACCAUGACCCUGCAGAACCUACGUUUCGACAACCUGGCGCUGCGGUCGCUGCCCGUGGACUCGAGUGACGAACCGGGCAGUCGCCAGGUGCCCGGCGCCUGCUUCUCCCUGGUGCGGCCGGCGCCGGUGGAGGCUCCCCGGCUGGUGGCCUACUCAGCGUCCGCCCUCGCUCUCCUCGGGCUGCGGGAACCGGGCGAGCGGGAGCUGGCCGAGUGCUUCAGCGGGAACCGGGUGCUGAAGGGCUCCCAGCCCGCCGCCCACUGCUACUGCGGUCACCAGUUCGGCUCGUUCGCCGGGCAGCUGGGCGACGGCGCCGCGAUGUACCUGGGCGAGGUGCUGGGCGCCGAGGGCCGGAGGUGGGAGCUGCAGAUCAAAGGCGCCGGGCCCACCCCUUACUCCAGGCAGUCAGAUGGUCGUAAAGUGCUUCGCUCCAGUAUAAGAGAAUUUCUUUGUAGCGAGGCCAUGUACCACCUUGGAAUACCGACAACACGAGGUGGAACUUGUGUAACAUCCAAUUCUAAAGUCAUCAGGGACAUAUUCUAUGACGGGCAUCCAAAAUAUGAAAGAUGCACUAUUGUCCUCCGUAUUGCCCCGACAUUCCUACGAUUUGGAUCUUUUGAGAUCUUUAAACCUGUGGAUGAGCACACAGGUCGAAAGGGACCUAGUACUGGUAGAAAUGAUAUUAGAACUCAAAUGCUUGACUACGUCAUCGAGACAUUCUAUCCUGAAAUUCAACAUGCAUAUCGUCAGGACAAGGCACGGCGGAAUGCCGCUUUCUUCAGAGAGGUAACCAAGCGGACAGCCAGACUGGCUGCUGAAUGGCAAAGUGUUGGCUUUUGUCAUGGUGUUCUAAAUACAGACAACAUGAGUAUUAUUGGACUCACCAUCGACUAUGGACCUUUUGGCUUUAUGGACAGGUUUGAUCCGGAUUAUGUAUGUAAUGCUUCUGAUAACAGAGGCCGGUAUGCUUAUAACCGACAACCUGAAAUCUGUAAGUGGAACCUGGGCAAACUGGCAGAAGCCUUGGUUCCUGAGCUGCCCCUGGAGGUGGGCCAGUCUAUCGUUGAAGAAGAAUUUAAUUCAGAGUUUGACCAACACUUCCUGCAAAAGAUGAGAAAGAAAUUGGGACUACUUAGAUGUGAGAAGGCAGAGGAUGAAGAAUUAGUUUCUGAUCUUUUGCAUGUUUUCCAUUUAACAGGUGCGGAUUUUACAAACUGCUUCCGUUUACUUAGUAAUUUUCCAAUUCCUGGAUCAGCCACAUCUUUCACAUUGGGAGAUUUCCUUGGAAAACUAAUUGAGCAAUGUGCAUCACUGGAAGAUCUGAAAUUAGCUUUCACUCCAGCUAUGGAUCCACGGCAGCUGUCCAUUUUGCUGGCCCUAUCUCAAUCGAAUCCACAGCUCUUUGAACUGAUUGGUGACAAAAGGGGAGUUGCUAAGGAGCUGGAUCGAAUAGAGCGCUUCUCAGAGCUCCAGCAGAUGACAACAGAAGAGCUACAAAACAAACUCAAGAAAGCCUGGACAGACUGGCUUCAAAAAUACAGGUCUCGUUUGGAGAAUGAAGCGGAGGGUGCUGAUGAUGUUGAUGAACUAAACACUAAACGAGUGGAAGUGAUGAAUGCAAACAACCCAAAAUUUAUCCUGAGAAAUUACAUUGCACAAAAUGCAAUAUCAACAGCGGAGGAUGGGGACUUCUCAGAGGUUAGACGGGUUCUAAGGCUUCUUGAGCAACCAUACAGUGAGGAACCGUGUGUGGAUGAAGACCUGGUCCAAGAAGCAACAGAGGAGGCUACAGCAUCAUGUGAUCAAUUAAGUAGCAAGAGAAUACCAUACCACAGCAAGCCACCAGACUGGGCUGGGAAACUUUUAGUUACCUGAUCUUCAUAACAACCUGGUUUUGGCUUCUUGUUAACUCACAGCUGUUAGGAAUUGACUGUUAAACUGAAGUUUCCUUUACACAGUGGAGAAGCCACAACAAGGUAAAUAGAGUACCACUUUUUCCUCGCAACAGAUGUAAAAUGGAGAUUUCACUGUACGAAAAGCAGUACCGGAUGAUUCUUAAGUCUUUCUGCCUCAUUGGAAUAUAAAGAAUAAGUUACCUUGACCACAAUGUAGUCAGCUGAAACACAGCAUGAAAACCUUAGGGGUAGAAAAUGUUGAAAUGUCUAUUUAAAGAUUACAUGCCCCUUUGAUACAUGAAUUGUUUGAGAUUGUUGGAGUGAAAUGCUAACAGUUUUGCAAGCAGCUAUAGUAUAGAAACAGGCCCUACCAUCUGAACCAGCCUCCUAGUACCUAUAUAUGCAGUACUCUUAUUUUCCACUUUGCAGGUCAUUACCUUCUAUGCUCUGGCAUUUGGCAUUUCACAUGCUCGCCUGUGCAGUUGUAUCCGCAGUCAGGAUGCUAUGUUUCGUUUGUAACUGCGGUAAAGGUUU